GAUCUCAAGCUACAAGUAUGCCAUACGAGGUUAGAGCCAGCAGACUGGGUUGGAUCAAGUAUCUCUAGCUAGUCUGCUAUUCUAUUGAUAAGAACAGUGGACCCUUCCAACUUCCAACGUCCAAAUCCGACAGACACCUUGGGAUUGGAAAGAAUAAAGGACGCGAUGGAUACCGGUAUGCUAAUAACAAGAUGAGACUUUGGCAGUACCGGUACUUUCUCGAUGCGAGGAUCUCACCAUGGCGCCGCAUCCUGGCCGGUGUGGGUGCCUUGGUGCUUCUUGUCAUUUCUGGGACAUUGUACAACAAUAAUUCUACCACCACCUCAGCUUCGAGCGGCUCAUCUCGGGAUCCAAACAGUAGUGGCAUCGAUCAGGUUCAAGUCAAAAAUGAACAGACGGGCACUAUCAACGGCAAGAAGCAUACCAUUCGAAUAUUGUGCUAUGGAGACUCUUUGACGGCAGGUAUGGCACCGCCCAGUCGAGAAUACUGUCCCUACAGCCAAGCUUUACAGACGACACUGAAUGACAAUAACAACAACUCUGAUUAUUUUUUCUACCAAGCGGAUCACAUUGGACUUCCCGGUUGGACCACCACGCAAUUCUUGGCCGCGCUGGAUGACCCUCGCAAGGGAUUGCGCACAGCCCUACACAGCAGCCAACAUGAUGUUGACACCAAGCUUGUGAUUUUAUUGGCAGGGACCAACGACAUUCCACUUCUCGUGAGAAGCAUGAGCCUCACCAGUCAUCGAGAAGCAGACCACAGAGAAGGUCAUAUUCAAAAUGGAGCCUCAGUGCUCAAGAACAAUUUGAUUCGGUUGCACGACGUUGUUCUCGCCGACCACACAAUGCAUUCCAUUGCCUUGGCAAUUCCUCCUUCGGGCCGUCAACUGACUGAUCUGUCUGCCGCACGGUUGGUUGACCAUGCCAAUGAACAACUGCAACAAUCCUCCAGAACCACCCCUUACAAUGAUACCAUGACCUUUGUGCCAUUUCCCAUUUCAUACGAUGAAGCCAAUGAGCAUUUGUGGUCUCCGGAUGGGCUGCAUCUCAACUGUGAAGGAUACGAGCUUCUGGGGAAAACAUUGGCUCCAAUUGUCAGGGAAGUAUUGGACAAGGGACGAACCUGAGAUUGCAUGGGUACUACUUGCGUGAUGGUCAGCAUAGGUUGGUUUGUAGUUUCUCUUGUUGAGUACAAAAGGGUGCUUACUCUUCCGACGUCCUGAACGUAGCGAAAGUGGCCUUGUCGUGAUGGCGCAAUGCAACGACAUGUAUGACAUUGUGUGGAAGGUGACGUAGCUUUGCCAAUACAGGAAUCUCAAGUCAAUUGGAUUCUAUUCACUGUUUCUUGUUUUCGCACUGUUGCUGUACCAGUACUGUAAUAAUAGCAGAUUUGUCCCCUCUGAGUCAAAUCGCGCGGGCUCAAAGUCAUGGAUACUCAUGAAAAUGCAUCUGGGAUAAGCAUGGUCUGUGACCUUUCAGGUGUAAAUCAAUAUAAUUAUUGAGCUUUAUAAGAUCUGUUUUUGCCAU
Seminavis robusta is the source of this 1527-nucleotide messenger RNA. Lineage: Eukaryota; Bacillariophyta; Bacillariophyceae; Naviculales; Naviculaceae. The record is from the annotation of a GenBank genome assembly.